Messenger RNA from Brassica oleracea var. oleracea, 1653 nucleotides. RefSeq names its product aluminum-activated malate transporter 14-like. Gene Ontology annotation, cellular component: plant-type vacuole membrane. The record is from RefSeq and is a predicted model, not a curated record. Gene Ontology annotation, biological process: malate transport. The transcript has 7 exons. Bases 1 to 1653 code for a protein of 550 amino acids. Lineage: Eukaryota; Viridiplantae; Streptophyta; Magnoliopsida; Brassicales; Brassicaceae.
AUGUCCAACAAGGUUCAUGAAAGGGGCAUGGAGAUGGAAGAAGAAGGUUCUAAAAAGGCAACUAGAAAGAUUCAAGAACUUCCAAAGAAGAUUCUAAAAGAUAUAUGGAAAGUUGGGAAAGACGAUCCAAGAAGAGUGAAACAUGCUUUAAAAGUAGGAGUUUCUUUGACACUUGUCUCCUUACUGUAUCUCCUAGAACCUCUUUUCAAAGGCAUUGGAAGUAAUGCAAUGUGGGCAGUCUUGACUGUUGUGGUCGUUCUUGAGUUCUCUGCCGGUGCAACCUUGUGUAAGGGGCUUAAUAGAGGAUUAGGGACACUAAUUGCAGGUUCUUUGGCAUUUUUCAUUGAAUUUGUCGCUAAAGAUUCUGGCAAAAUCUUCCGAGCAGUUUUCAUCAGUGCUUCAGUUUUUAUCAUUGGAGCGGCGAUAACGUAUCUAAGAUUUAUCCCGUACAUAAAAAAGAACUACGAUUAUGGCAUGCUUAUAUUUCUCUUGACGUUUAAUCUAAUAACAGUGUCAAGUUAUAGAGUUGAUGCUGUGAUUAAGAUUGCACACGAGAGAUUCUAUACUAUAGCCAUUGGUGUUGGUGUUUGCCUCUGCAUGACCCUUUUGUUUUUUCCUAUAUGGUCCGGUGAGGACCUCCAUAAGAGUACCGUUGCUAAGCUUCAAGGCCUCUCUUUUUCCAUCGAAGCAUGUGUGAAAGAGUACUUUGGAGAGGAGGAAAAAGACAAGGAGACAUCAGAUUCAUCAGAAGAUAUGAUCUAUGAUGGUUAUAAGACAGUUUUAGAUUCUAAAUCCACCGAUGAAGCACUUGCAAUGUAUGCAAGUUGGGAGCCAAGACAUACAAGACAUUGUCAUAGAUUCCCAUGGCAACAUUAUGUUAAAGUUGGAGCUGUUCUUCGUCAGUUUGGUUACACUGUUGUCGCUCUUCAUGGUUGCUUGAAAACCGAAAUUCAGACUCCUAGUUCUAUACGUGUACUCUUUAAGGAUCCAUGCGUUAGAUUAGCCGGAGAAAUCUGCAAAGUUUUGACGGAACUCGCCGCAAGCAUUCAAAACCGACGACGUUGUUCGCCGGAGAUUCUCUCAGAGAGUCUCCAAGUGGCAUUACAAGAUCUCAACUCCGCCAUCAAAUCACAACCUAAGCUCUUCUUCGGCUCCGACGACAACGUUUCCCAAAACGGCAAUAGCGGUAGACAUAACCAAAACGUUCCGGUUACGCAACACAUAAAUAAAGACGCAAAUGACGACAUAUCGCAUCAAAACGAGACUGGAUCACCUCUUGGGCAAAACACUGGAACGCCACGCGGUGGAAACAAAUCACGUUUCGGACCAAACGACGGUGCAAGUUCGUUUUCAAGACUGAGGGCUGAUACGUUGGAACGGAGAUCGACGGCGGCGACCGGAGAGCGACGUAUACUGAUGAAACAACUGAGCAGGAUAGUGGUGAUGACGAGUCUUGAAUUCUCGGAGGCGUUACCGUUUGCUGCCUUUGCGUCGCUUCUUGUGGAAAUGGUUGCUAGGCUUGAUAAUGUGAUUGAGGAAGUGGAGGAGCUGGGAACGGUCGCGUGCUUCAAGGAGUACGAUGGUAACGUUGUUGAUCGGACGGAUGUGGAGGUAGUCGAGAAUCCGGCGGAUCUAGUGGUUGGCGUGGAGUGA